AUGAAUCAACAGAUAGAGUUGGAUCUCAUUCGUAAAGAGAGUAUCGAUCGUAUUGAAAAUCAAUUGUUUCCAAGUGAAUAUGAAUUGACCAGCGAUAGAUCUUCAACUUCCAACCUAUCAGUAAAUCAAUAUGCUGAAUACAAUCAUGACAUCGCAAAUACACCAGUUAUCUACAAUGCUGAAAAAACAACCAUCAUGGAAAGAUUCUUGUUACUCACCGGUGCCAACAAUUCUUCCACUGAACAGUCAGUUAUUGUCAAUCAUUUAUCCUACGAUGUUUAUGAAAGAAAGCAAUUAUUUAAACCAAAGGAAAAAGUUGAUAUUUUAUCAAAUAUCUCUUUUUAUUUAAAGCCAGGAAUGAUGGUUUUAUUAUUGGCUGGACCAAGUUCAGGUAAAACAACAUUGUUUAAAUGCUUGACGAAUCGUAUUCCAAGUAGAGGUGUUGUCAGUGGUGAUCUGCUGUUUGGUAAUUGUCCAAUCGAUCCAAAGACUCAUCAUACUCAGUAUAUUUAUGUUUCGCAAACCGAUAACCAUAUUCCAACACUGACCGUGAGAGAGACACUAGACUUUAGCAUCCAAUGUCAAUCAAAGUUGCCAGAGGAACAACAAGACCAGCUGCGUAAUACAGUUUUGGAGAUGUUGGGUAUGAAGCACGUAGAGGAUACCGUCAUUGGUAACCAGUCUAUUCGUGGAGUGUCCGGUGGUCAAAAGAAGCGUAUGACCGUUGCCGUCGAGCUAUUCAAAGGUGCCAAAACAAUAUUCAUGGAUGAACCUACGUCUGGGUUAGAUUCUACUACAUCCUAUGAAUUGCUGUCUUCCAUCAAACUAAUCUCUGAAAGUGCUCAUGUUCCAGAUGGUCAAGUUACAUUCUUUGGAUCAAAAGAUCAAGUAUUACCAUUUUACAAAGAAUACGGAUUACUUUGUCCAAAGACUCAGAAUCCUGCAGAAUUCUUGAGUAAUGUUUAUGAACUGUCAAGAAUAAAUCCAGAUGUUGAAUUAAAAUCAACUGAUGAUUUUAUUUCUGCUUAUGAAUCAUCAAAUAUUUAUCAAGAGAAUUUAAAAGUUGUUAGAGAUGAAAUUGUAAAAGCAAAAAGAUUUGGAUUGGUAGCACCAAAGAUAGAUCUUUUUCAACAAUCACUUUUUAAUCAAAUUAAACUUUGUAUUAAAAGAGCAUUUGUUAUGACAUUUAGAGAUCGUCCUUCUCUCACCUCUAGAUUUUUAAAGAGUGUCAUUCUUGGCCUUUUGAUUGGUAGUCUAUUCUUUGAUGUUGGAAACACUCAGAAAUCCACCCAAUUGCUUCCAUCGCUUACCUUUUUCCUCUUGACCUUUGUGGUUUUCGGUUCAUUGGCAGGUGUCCAACAACUCUUUAUAGAAAGACCAAUCUUCUAUGACCAACAAUACUGUAAAUACUACCAUAGUUUUGCGUAUUUCUCUGCCGGUGUCAUCUGUGACCUCUUUUGGAAUUUCUGGGAUGUCUUUAUCUUUACCAAUCUCUCCUACUGGAUGAUAGGGCUAAGUUCGGAUAUCAACAAAUUCCUCUACUUCCUUUUGAUACUCUAUGUUCUCGAUUCACUGGUAAUCAGAACCGCCAAAGCGGUAUCUGUAUUCUCAUCGACACCAAUCAUCGCCAGUACUAUCGCGCCAACCUUCUUUUGUUUGUUGCUCCUCAUGGCUGGAUAUAUCAUUCCACACAUCUCAAUUCCAACCUACUGGAAAUGGAUGUACUAUGUUUCGCCAUUCAAGUGGUCGUACGAAGCUUUGCUUGUCAAUGAAGUACAUGAUCAUACCUACCGUUGUGAACCAGACGAAUUGUUGCCGCCAUCCAACAAUCCUCUCUUAAAUCUCAGCUAUCCCUAUGGUUAUCAAGGAGGUCGUAUCUGUCCAACUACUACCGGUGACCAACUUCUCAAUUCCAAAGAUAUCACCACCGAUUUCAACUAUCGUUUCCAAGCACUGUUUGUCUUGUUAGCCAUGUAUAUAGUAUCUUUGGUCAUCUCAUUGAUCGGUCUCAGAUAUUUUAGAUACGACAGUAUUCCAAAUAAUCCACCACCAGUAACCACUUCCAUUCUUGCCAGACAACAAAAACUUAUCCGUAGAUCAACAUCGGGUGUAGUCGCAAUGAAGAAGAGACUGAGUGAAGGUUGUUUCUUGUCAUUCCACAAUCUAACAUAUCAAGUCUAUGUUUCCAAGUCUGGAGGCACUAGAGUCAUUCGUACACUACUUGACAAUAUCAAUGGUUUUGUUGUUCCAGGCACUCUAGUGGCAUUGAUGGGCAGUUCUGGUGCUGGCAAAUCAACCCUGUUGGAUAUUCUUGCCAACAGAUCCAAAAAUGGAAUUCUCAGUGGUGACAUCAUGGUGAAUGGAAAGCCAAGAGACAAAUUCUACAAUCGUUACAUUGCCUAUGUUGAGCAAGAGGACAGACUUCCCAACUCUCAGACCAUCAGAGAAGCUAUUUCAUUUAGUGCCAAUUUAAGAUUGCCACCAGAUGUCAGUGAAGCUCACAAGAGUGAUGUCGUAUGUUAUAUCCUCGAUGUACUAGAGCUAAUUCCACUGGCCGAUGUUAUCAUUGGCACACCAGAAAAUGGAAUUUCAAUGGAACAAAGAAAGAGAGUCAAUAUUGGAAUGGAGUUGGCUUGUAAUCCCGAUAUCCUAUUCCUCGAUGAACCAACUACCGGUCUAGAUUCAGUCAGUGCUCAAAAGAUUAUGACUCUUGUAAAGAAGGUGGCAACCCAUGGAAGAUCGGUGAUCUGUACAAUUCAUCAGCCAGCAGAAACCAUUUUCAAUCUCUUUGAUUCCAUUUUGCUACUGACCACUGGUGGUUAUACUGCAUAUUUUGGCGAGGCAGGAAAGAAUUCCGAAAAAAUUAUUUCCUACUGUAGAACCUAUGGAUUUGAAUGUCCGGCCAACAAAAAUCCAGCGGAAUUCCUACUUGACUAUUCCGCGUCUAUCAAUUUGCAAUCUAGGAUGGCUGCUCAUGACAAGUUGUGUGAAUCAAGAUUCAGUUGGGUGCUGAAAUUGGUGAAAAUGUUUAAAAGAGAAACAGAAGCAACAACAACAACUAGCCAGGAUGAAAUAAUUUGUCAAGAUGGAGUUGGUUGUGCUGAGGAUGAAGAGUCAACCACAGGAAACAAACCAGAUGUAAUCGAUAACUAUCUUGGUUCCGAUCAGUAUAGAGCUAAUUUGGCAACUUUGACUUCCGAUACCAUUCAUUCCAGUUUCAAGGCUACCACUUUUACCACCAAACAUGCAUCGAAUUUCCGUCGUCAAUUUUCACACUUGAUGACACGUUCGUUCCUCACUGCAUGGAGAAAGAAGAAUGUGGUAAUCACCAGAUCUAUAAGAUCACUGGUUUUGGCUUUCAUCACUGGAACUCUAUUCUGGCAGAUUAGAAAUGAUCAGGAAGGCGUGAACGAUCGUAUCUCUUUCAUUUUCUUCUCUUCCACUUUUGCUUCGAUAUCUUGUCUCUCCAAUAUUCCUUCGAUGUUUGAAGAAAGACCGCUGUGGUAUCGUGAAUUGGAUUCUGGUACCUACCGUCAUUUGGCGUUUAUUUUUAGUACUAUCCUCUCAGAUAUGCCAUUUACUAUGAUGUACUCUUGUUUGUUUAGUGCACCGGUCUAUUGGAUGGCAGGAUUAUAUGCAGACGGUCAUAGAUUCUGGAUAUUCAUGUUAACCUACUAUCUCUAUGUCCAAACACUGAUUAUUUUCUCUCAGUUGUUAGGUGUGAUCUGUCCAAACAUGAGUGUCGCCAACGAACUCACUGGAAUAGUGUUCUCUAUUUUCUCUUUGUUUGCCGGCUUCAUUAUCCGUGAAUCGUUUAUUCCAAGUUACUUUAAAUUCUUCUACCAAAUAUCGUUCACUCGUUAUGCAGUUGAGACGUUGACAGUCAAUGAAAUGCAAAGUGGAAUCAAAUUCACCUGUUUGCCAGGCCAAUACAUUCCGGUACCAGUGAAAAUCAACAGUACUCUGACAGUGUACAAACCAUACUGUCCUAUUCCAGACGGCGAGACAGUCUUGGAGAUUUUCAAUCUAGAUAGAUCUGCAACAAAAGUUAACUCCAUCGUACUUUUGUCAAUAUUCUUUGUAUUCACAAUACUAAUUCUAAUUUCAUCUAGAAUUUUCAAGUAUAAAAAAUAA
This is a messenger RNA of Heterostelium album PN500, 4134 nucleotides long. It is a transcript of the gene abcG16, whose product is annotated as ABC transporter G family protein. Bases 1 to 4134 code for a protein of 1377 amino acids. The record is from RefSeq and is a predicted model, not a curated record. Lineage: Eukaryota; Evosea; Eumycetozoa; Acytosteliales; Acytosteliaceae. Gene Ontology annotation, molecular function: ATP hydrolysis activity; ATP binding; ABC-type transporter activity. Gene Ontology annotation, biological process: sorocarp morphogenesis; aggregation involved in sorocarp development. Gene Ontology annotation, cellular component: membrane. The transcript is spliced from 6 exons.